Messenger RNA from Haliotis rubra (blacklip abalone), 6607 nucleotides. RefSeq names its product potassium channel subfamily T member 2-like. Gene Ontology annotation, molecular function: intracellular sodium-activated potassium channel activity. The record is from RefSeq and is a predicted model, not a curated record. Gene Ontology annotation, biological process: potassium ion transport. Gene Ontology annotation, cellular component: membrane. The transcript has 28 exons. Lineage: Eukaryota; Metazoa; Mollusca; Gastropoda; Lepetellida; Haliotidae. The coding region runs from base 16 to 4164 and encodes 1382 amino acids.
AAGGUAGAUCUGACAAUGGAGUUUUAUUACAGAUCUUCCAAUGCCUGUUUUCAGGGUAAGAGAGAAAGUUAUGAUCAAGAAAUGAAGGAAAACUUUCUGAUUCCCAGGAAGCGUUUGUACUCUUGUUCAGAGGACGAGGACCGAGGACAGGACAGUGACGCAGACAGUAGUGGCCAUGCUGAAGAUGCAAAUUCUGAAAUGGAUGAAGGCCAAAUUAACAGAGUGUCUCGGAUGUUUCUUGAAGAAUUUGAUCGAAGGUUUCGAGGAAAAUCGGAGGACUUUGACUUCGGGGAGUCCAGAGCCCCAAGUGUGAACUCCUCUGACGUGGAUAAUGACAGUGAUAAGCAGGAUUAUGAUGAGGAAGAUGGGAAGUGCAAGAAAAAAGGCACUGGAUCAAAAACAGCCAGUGGUGAAGGGAAGAAGUUGAGCAAAGAGGCGUGGUUGCUGAGGGAAAGGAUGUGGAACGCUGUAGACAGGGACGAGCUAUCGCCUUCGGAGACGGAGAGACUGUUGACUGGGUCCUGUACAAGCCUAAAUGCUGGGAUCGCGCCAGUCAAGUUUUUCACCCAUGAGUUAUCCAUCAGAGGGAGGUUGCGGAGACUCCUGAUCCGAAACUCUUCAUCACGUCUAGCCAGUACAUUCUUUGAUCUGAUCAUCCGCUGUGUGAUAUGCCUCAUCUACAUCGUGCGGGUUCACCUGGAUGACACAUCGCUGUACUCAUGCAAUGGCCGACCUGCUCCCUGUAAACAGAACAACAACACCGAGGAGGAGCAGGGGGAAAUGCUGUUUUCCUCCACAAACAUCAACUGGUACGUGUUGUUGUGGGUGCAUCGGCCGCUGUGGCUGUGGAUCAUGCAAGUCUCUCUAUCGGCAGUCACCAUCUUUAAGGCCUUAAUUCUAGUCUACGUCACAACAAAGGGUCACAGGAUGGAGCAGAUCCUCACAACCAAUUUCUUCCUGGAGGUGGUCUGCAGCACACCAUAUCUGAUGACAUUGGCCUACCCUCCUCUUAUGCAGCACCUGUUUGUGCCUGGAUUCCUCAACUGCUGGUUGGCCAAACUGGCACUGGAAAGGAUAUUUAAUGACCUUCACUUGACCCGGACACGCUUCCAGACCAUCUCAGUGACGUUGUCCCAGCAGAUCCUGCUGUUGGUUGCCAGUCUCUUCUGUAUGGUGUUCACCACAAUCUGUGGAAUCCAACACAUCCAGAGAGGCAGCUCAGAGACGCCUCUGACAAUGUUUGAGUCUUUAUACUUUGUCAUCGUGACAUUCUCAACGGUCGGCUAUGGAGACAUAUCACCGGACAUCUGGCUGGGCCAGCUCUUUAUGAUCCUCAUGAUAUGCAUCGCGCUGGCUUUCAUACCAAGACAGAUUGAAGUGAUAGCCUCUACAUGGAUCGAGCGGCAGAAGGCCGGGGGAGAGUACAGUCAUCGAGCAGCGUCCAGAAACAAACACGUGGUGGUCUGCUCCAGUGUCCUCAACGUCGAGGCCAUCAUGGACUUCCUCAAUGAGUUCUAUGCCCAUCCUAAGCUAGAGGAACACAUGGUCAUACUGCUGAGCCCGAGGGAGCUGGACAACAGCAUGCAGGUUAUACUGAAGGACCCCAAGUGGACCCACAGGGUCAUCUACAUGAGGGGCAGUCCACUCAAAGACUUGGACCUCAAGCGAUGCAGGAUCCAUCAAGCUGAUGCCUGUUUCUUCCUGGCUCCAAGAUCUGCUGUCAACAAAGCCAAAGCAGAUCAACACACGAUUCUCCGGUCGUGGGCGGUCAAAGACUUCGCUCCCAACUGUAAGCAGUACAUCCAACUUUUCAAAGCCAAGAACAAGAUGCAUGUCAAGUUUGCUGAGCAUUUAGUGUGUGAGGAUGAGUUCAAGUACGCCCUUCUAGCCAACAACUGUCUGUACCCCGGCCUGUCCACCCUGGUCUCCCUCCUGGUGCAUACCUCCAGCGGGGACAUCGCCUCGGAGACGUGGCAGCAGGUGUACGGGCGUCAUGCAGGAAACGAGAUCUACCACAUCCAGGUGCAGAAGAGCAUAUUCUUCAGUCAGUACAGCGGGAGUAAGUUCACCGAGGCCUCCGCUGACGCACAUCAGAGGUUUGGCGUAGCUCUGCUGGCUGUCCUGGAUCCGACAGAGAAGGAGCCCAAGCUGCUGCUCAACCCUGGCCCCAAACACAUCCUGAAGAAGACGGACUACUGUUUCUACAUGAGUGUCACCAAAGAGGAGUACUCCCGCAUCAACCCGGAGGCCCUGAAACAAGAGGUGCCCAAGUCAGAGAGAGUUGCAAAGAACCUUGAACAAAUUGCACUGGCCCUGCAGAAGUACCAGAAAGAGGAGGACGAUGAUGACGACGGCGAGAGUGUGUUCGACACCAUCACCAGCCUCAUGGGCCAGGAGAUAACAAAACUCAUUCAAACGAAGAAUGGGAACAAGAAUAACAACGAAAGCAGUGAUGACUUCAUUCAUGUGGAAAAGGGACCGGACGUCAUCAACAUCAAUGAAACACCACAAGACACUCUCGAUGGCGUGUCCCACCGGACAGGCUCCGGCAAGGUGCUGCAGUUCUACAGCGACAUGGGGCAGGAAAGGUUUACAAUAGGUGUUCCCCCCAUUACUAUGUACGUUGGCUCUCGGCGAACUCUGUGUCACAUUGUUGAGGAGUCAAGGCCAUUCUGCUGCCUCAAGUGGGGAACUGCAUGUGAGCACUGUAGCUACAAGACAGCCAAUGAUGACCGCUGGCACAACCAGCUGAUCAUCCUGGCUGCAGAGCAGGCCAGUAGCGGCAUCUAUCACUUCAUUGUCCCACUACGCUCAAACUUCAUCAGCAUGAACGGCCUCAGCCCCAUCAUCCUCCUGGUGGAAGAAGAACCCAGCAAAAUAUUUCUUGAGACAAUAUCAAAAUUCCCACUUGUGUACUGGAUGAAAGGACGAAUUACAAGUGUUGAUGACUUGCUGCAAGCUGGUAUCAACAAAGCUAGCCACCUGGUGGUGGUGAACAGAACUCCCAACCAGAAGGAAGGGGAGGAAACUCUGUGUGAUGCACAGACUAUUGUGGCUGUGCAGACCAUAUUCAGGCUAUUUCCAAAUGCCAACAUUAUUACUGAGCUUAAUCAAGCCAAUAAUAUGAGGUUCAUGCAGUUCCGUGCCCAUGACAUAUACUCCCAGAGGGUCUCACGUCUUGAACAGAAACUGAAGCAGACGAUGGGGUCAAACAUGAGCCACAUCUUCCGACUGCCCUUUGCUGCUGGGCAGGUGUUCAGUGCCAGCAUGUUGGACACUCUCCUGUACCAGACGUUUGUGAAAGGCUACCUGAUUACAUUUGUGAGACUGUUGCUGGGCAUUGAUGCAGAGGAGAAUUCAGGACAUCUCUCCAGUAUCCGGGUUCGGCACACCACUGUAGCAAGGUUUCCUACAUAUGGAGAAUUAUACCAAGGCUUGUGUACUGCCACGGGGGAAAUCCCCAUUGCUAUUUAUAGAACAGAGAGACAGAAAACAAGGGAUGACAUGUCGGAUACAAGCUCAAACAGCUGUACCAGAAAGUUGAGUCAUUCUAGUCACAAGAAUCCGUUUGUUGGAUUCCAACACUCCGACCACCUGAACCUUGCCGAUGUCAUCAGGAAUCGGUUGAAGAGUCUCGACCUCUCUCAGGAUGACUACUGUGAGAGAAGCGUCAGAUCCAAUUCCAUGAUCUCCUACACGAUCGCUAACCCCUCCCCGAAACGCCGCCUCAAAGUAGGGGAUAUAGUAUAUGUGAUUCAGCCCAGUUCUAUGGUAGCGAUUCCCAACAUACAAAAGUGGCGACCACGUGCUCACAGCUACAGCGGACCCAUGCGUUCUUCAGACAAAAUGGCUGACGGAAGACGAGGCUCCCUCUGUACUCCAGCAGCAGAACCUCAGUCUGCCGGCGUCGUCCUAGACAAACCAGUCAUUACACCUAUACUCAAAUCCUCUCUGGUCACACCAGUAACCGACCCCACCAAGUUGUACAGACCUACAGUAAGGCCCUCAUCACCACGGCUACCAACACGAUUUGAGCCGCUGAAUCGUGGUGAUGACACUCCUUCACCCAAAACAAAGAACCCAAAUACAAAUCCCAUUAUUACUGUAACAACAACAGGAAAUCGGAAAUAUGAAGUGCAGAAAGUUGCUGAUGAAGACGUGUAAUUGAACAAAACGAGGAGGACAACUCAUGUUGGAGGGGGCAUGUUGCAUUUUAUUAAGAAAAUGAAUUGAAUGUUCAUGUGACCAUUUGAAACCAAGUUGUGUAGGUGCUGUGAAUGUUAUUUUCAGAUCAACAAAUUAUUACUAGCAACAUGACAUUUCCCCUAAAGACUUAUGUGGGACAAUAACAUUUCUUUUGAUUAUUUAUAUGCAGAAUCAAUAUUUACGAGGAUCAAAAGAUCUCUAAAUGGCUACUGUAUUCUUGUCAUAUGAAACCACCAAUAAUACUCAUCAUUAUAUUCAAGUCAUAUUUUGCCACACAUUCUGGUUUGAACAAUCCCUUUUGGAGCUGGUCAUUUUUGACUGGAAAAUUGUGUUGUUUGUUUGCUGCUGCAGAUGAUUACCACAUGAAUAAAUGUUUUAUACCAUUCCACGGAUAGUCCGAUGUAAUGUGUUAGCCUGUUUGGCAGUUACUUUCUGUGUAUUUUUGUUUGUGUGGAAAGUGGUUCAUGUUCCUAGUGUAGCAGUUGCUGGGAGCAAAGGCUAGCAAACAGCUGAGAGUUGUUCUCUUGUUAAGACUUGUGAAGUGUUGGUACUGGUGAAUGGAUUCUAUUUUUCUGUCCAUGCUAACAAGCAUCAGCAUGGUCAGGUUCAUCCUUAAUGAUGAAGCCAUGUACAAACACCAAAACUUCUUUUUGUUGCUUCAAGAUUUGUUGUAUGAGAGUUAUUCUGUUGAUGUCUGAGUGGGAAAAAUACCAAUGUAUUUACUCAAUGAGCCUUUUCUUGCAAACCAACAUUGUGAUUUAGCUUUAUGUACAACCUCUAGAACAGGUACCACAAAUGUUUUGUUUGUGGUAAAUACCACACUCAUUGUCCAAUGUCAUUAUUUAGUAGCCAAUACUUCAUUAUCAUGCUGCAAGUUUAAUAUAUGCUUGGAACGCUCUUUGAAUCUCAGAUAUUAAUUAACAAAAUGAGCUCCAAUAAAUUCCUAAUUGUGUGAGUUUUGGGUGCUUUUGGCUUUCUGUCUGUUGUCAUCACUGAAGAGGGAUAAUCAAGACUGGUGAUUCCCAGUCACUGACCUGUAAUGUUUCUGUGAAGACGCAGCUGCAUGUGUCCCAGCUGUACCACCAGCAGGCCAAUUGGAUGUGUAACUCCCCUGAGCUUGCUGUGGAGGCUGCUGUUUACCUUGUUAGUACACAAUUUGGUUUAAAUUGUUCAUUAUAUAUCUGGAAUUAUGUGUGCUAUCCAUUAUAUUGAUUUUAUGCAAAAUAUUGUUCAUUGUGAAUUGAAUUGAUCAAGAAAUUGCAUCAAGUCGCCAUUAUGUACAGCAACUAUCAUCAGAUUUAUAUUUUUGUAAAGUUGUGUUUCAUGAAUAUAUGCUCUGCUUCAGCCUGAACAUAGCAUACUGUCCAAAACUCUGUGUCAUUCCUGAGAUUUGCAUCAUAGAGAUUCCAGGAUCUGUUUCAGGUGUUAUGUAUAUCCAUUCCAAGGAGGUGGUGAUGUUACAAUAUGAAGCUAUUGUAGGGAAUGGGUCUGCAAUUUAUCUGAAUACAAUGUAAUUCUCUGGAUUACCCAGUGUGAAAGAAACAAUGGCAGGAAGAGAAGUUACAUUGUAGUCCAAUGGUACUUUGAUACAUUCAGACAAUGUAUUUAUAUCAGUUGUCAUGUGCCAGUAUUGUGAUGUUAGACAAGGGAAAUAACUGCAGUGGUGAUUACAACAUUCAAGCCCUUAGCAAAGCUAUUUUACAUAGUGUUUUGAAAUUUGACCCCUGUCCAUGACAAACAUUAUGUCAAUUCUCUCUGUUGGUGUUUUUCAAGUUAAAACUGGACUUCCCUUUUACCAGAUACUUCUCAUGUAAAAUAUAUUUUUGAUGGCUUUAAAAGAGAAACAAACCAAUUGACACUUAAGAAAUAAUAAAGCAGGAUCAUCCAGAGAGGAAUUUGCUUUGUUGUUGACUAGCAGUCAAUGAAGACACAAGAUACCUUCCUAUAAUCUGCAGGUCCAUUACCGAAGGCACAUGAAGCAUCCCUGUAUAGGUUUGUGAAGCAUAGUUUAACCUACAAUAUAUCCAUUUGCAGAAUAGUCCUGUGUGUAUCAGAUCCUCAGUUUGUACAUAUUACCAUAUCCCAGUCAGUACCAAUGACCGAAAAAAUGGCCUUGUUCAACCUGAUAUAUAACUGACCGCACCAUGAACAUAAGAAUGUGUUGGAGUUAUUCUAGAGAAUCAAAGUGUUAAUCUUGUCAUUUGAGGUACACUGCUCAAAGCCUUGCCAUUGCAACAUGCAUUACCUGUACUUAUAUGUUUGCAGCAGGUGAUAUUGCUUCUUCCAGUGUUUGGUAUAUACUGUGUUCAUCGGUUGUAUAUAGCAUACAAGCAUCAGUAUACGUUCCAAGAGCACAUGUCAGAGAGGUGAAGAUAACAAUAAUAAAUUGCUAAAUCAUUUA